AUCACUGCACAGAACAAGUCGCAGAAUGUACUACACACACCAUAACCUAGCUAAUUAUUUUUGAAUAAAAAUAAACAAAUUGGAAGUUAUUCUAUUAAGAAUGAGAUAUGGCUUUAUCAACUGAAGAUUUCAAAGCAUGGUUAUCAAAAACCUUAACUGAUUUGAAUACCGAUGAAAGUGUAUUUGGAUCUUACAUCAUAAGUAUAUUAGACAGUGACGAAUCAGUGGAAGAAAAAUCAGAAGCUUUACAAGAUUUAUUAACAGAAAUCGUAGAAAAUGCUGCAAAUUUAAAUGAAAUAAAAAAUGAAAUAUUGGAAAAAUGGAGUUUAUAUUCCAAAGUUGAAGAAGUCCAAAAUACCACAUCUAUUGAUGUAGAUGAUAAAUUAGCUAAACUUCUAGAAUCUCGAUGUGUAGCUACAACUAAGACAAAAGAAUAUACAGCUGAGGAAAAGAAAAUUAAGGAAGCAAUUCUAUUACAGUAUGGUCAAAUGAGUGAUGAAGAAGAGGAUAUAAAUGUGCCUCUACAAACUUCUAGUGAUACUAAAGAAAAUUUACAGAAAAAUACCAAUGCUCAAACAGUGAUUCAUGCUGAAAAAUUGAAGAGGGAACAAGCAAAAAUGGAUAGCCAAAAAAAAAAGGAGAAAGAUAGAGAAGACAGGGAGAAACAAAAACAACUCAAAGAAGAGAAGAAGGAAAAAAGAAAAACACAAAAAGGAGAAAGGCGAAGAUAGCUUGGUUUCAUCCAAAUUGAAUAAUUUAAAUUAUCUAUACUUCUAAUGGAAGCUAUAGGUGGAAACUAUGAGUUUUUGAUGCCAAAUGAAAAAUACUCUUCUGAUUGUAUUUAAUUGAUAAUAAAUAUAUAGAAAUACAUAAUAA
Harmonia axyridis is the source of this 876-nucleotide messenger RNA. RefSeq names its product coiled-coil domain-containing protein 43. Bases 108 to 731 code for a protein of 207 amino acids. The record is from RefSeq and is a predicted model, not a curated record. The transcript has 3 exons. NCBI's taxonomy places the organism in Eukaryota, Metazoa, Arthropoda, Insecta, Coleoptera, Coccinellidae.